This is a messenger RNA of Chironomus riparius, 5727 nucleotides long. Lineage: Eukaryota; Metazoa; Arthropoda; Insecta; Diptera; Chironomidae. The record is from the annotation of a GenBank genome assembly.
GCCUUAUAAAUAUUUGGAUUUUUUUUUGUGCAAGAGUUAUAUUUUACAUUUUAAAAGGAUAAAGCACAGUUCUAAUAGUAAUAUCAUAUCCUAAGUACUCAAAAUGUAAUGCUUUAGUUGUGUAAUGUGGAAGCAUAACGUGAAAAUAAGUGAAUUAAGCUAUAAUUUAUAAAACAUGAAAGGUGGAGCAAAAAAGCAAGAAGAAGACAAAUAUUUGAUGUUCAUCUUAUAAAUUAAUAAUCUUAAAUCAUUCUGUUUAUUAACUUUUUGAGUGGAAGAAUCAAUCAACGUUACUACAUUUUAAUCGCUUUGUUGACGAAAGCGUAUUGUGAAUAAUAACAUAUAAAAUAAAUUAAGAAAUCAUUUAAUCAAUGGUUUGAUUAAAAUUACAAAACAUGAUGCAUAAAAUAUCUGAAUUUGCAAACAAUUGAAAACAACAACAAUAAUGACAAGCAAUGAGAAUGAUCAGCAACAACAAAGUCACUUUCUUAAUAGUGACGAACUGCCAACUAGCUCAAAUGAAGUAUUGAAGAAAAGAUCACAUUUGCUCAAUUUAAUGAAACCUUCUUUGUCACUUACAUCACUUCCACCACAAUCUCCUAAAGAACAUGCAAAUGAAACAUCUUCCACCACAGAACGACCCUAUAAUAGUUUGAAGAAAAAAAGAGACAUUGAACAAAAGGAAUUAUGGCGCAGAUCGUGGGAAUCGCAAAAUUCUGUAAGCACAACAACAACGAGUACUGGAAAAAACGAUUUUUGGGCCGCCUACAAUUAUAUAAUGGAUAAUUCCAUAAUUGAUUCCUGUCGAGAGGCAAGCGGAGAAGCAAAAUCAUUCAAUGACACAAGCGGCGAAACAAAAAUCUUACCAAAUCUUCUCAGUAAAAUUUCUCCAUUUAAUAUGACACAAGGAUCGCAAGGAUCUCAAGCGUUAGAUCCAAAACGACUCCGUCGAUGGUUACGCGAAAUGGAAAGUCGUGUUUCAAAACUGCCUUCUUUAAAAGAAGCCAUGAAGUUGAAUGCAGAUGACUUAAAAAAGUUCUCCGUUGAAAGUGCUGAGCUGUAUCGCGAGAUAAAUUCUAAUGGUCGCUUUGUUGGUGCAUGUAUAAGGUCACUCGAGAAACAAAAUUCGAGCAAAGUUGAAGAAAUACAAAUAAAAUCGCUUGACUAUACAGAACACGAUAGUUUAGAUACAAUAACUACGUCAACCACCAAUACAUCAAGUGAGAGCAAACGGAGCGAGAAUGUUCUAAAAGCAUUAGAGCGCCGUUACCAUUUGCUUUAUUUGCAUGCUUUUGAGACUCAGUGUAUGUUUGAAGGUUUAUUAGACAAACGAAACUUUUUCAAUUCUACAACAAAUAUUGAUAAUUUUGACUCAACGGAUGAUGAAUUUGAACCAAUAGCAAAAAUUCCAAAAAUUGAUGAGAGCACAAAUUUUUGUUCAUCUAAACCUAAUAAUAAUGAGGAUGAUACAAAGAAUAUACCUUCUGAUAUAGAUGCCGACUCAGAGGACUCUCCGGAUGAAAUGGAAUGUAUUGCAUUGAAAAGCUCAGAUUGCGUUGAUAGUAAAACAGUGCCUAUAAUAAGCCCUAAAGGAGCAAAUACUUACAUUGAAGAAAGUGAUAAAUCUUUUAAUACUCCAAAAGUUGCCGUUGUUAGGAGGUCAAAAGAUAUUUCAAAAUUCAAUCGCUCUAAUAGAAAAUCAAAAAAUUGUGCCAUUUUUUAUUACAAACAUGUCGAUACUGAUAAUGAUCAGGUGACGAAUAAUGAAAACGAACAGAACUUGCCAAGUGAAACAACAUCGGAGGAAGAAAUUUGGGAGUAUGCUAAUGUCAAUCAAUCAUCACAAGUGAUGGAAAAUCAAGAAGAAACAAUGAUUGGGUCAACUCAAAAGGAAUUUAAGAAUCAUUGUAAUGAUGAUGAAGAUGAUGAUGCAGAUUUAAAAACUAACUCUGUGCAGCAACAAAACAUUGUUUCAAAUACACAACAGUUGAUAACAAAAGAAGCUUUGCGUGAGUUAGUUUUGGAAGCUGAAUCAAUAGUUCUUCAAAAAAUGAAUGAAAAGACCACCAAAAAAGAAUACUUUUUGAACGAAGUUCUAGCCAAAUCCAAUGUUCGUAAGAAUUUACACAAAAAAGUGAUGGAAAAGAAUCAAAAAGACACUGCCAAGAUAAAUCGUGUUCAGGAAUGGCUAAAACACAAUCAUAAUUCCGUUGAAAUUAAAAAUGGUCAACCGAUAACUCUUCAAUUAACAGAUUGUGAAGCAUCAUUUGAAUAUACCAGCUGUUCAGAUUCAUCAGAGGAAAUCACCAAUUCGAUAGCAACAUGUUUGCAAGGAAUCGAUCAACUACAGACAUCGACCGAAGGUCUCGAGAAUUUCUCACCUGUACACAAAGUGAAAAUGCGAGGAAAAACAUCAGAUAAUCGUCGACAUUCAGAGAGACCUUGGUCGGUUUCUUGUAUUUCUCAACUUACGAGAAAUACUCGCCAGAGCUUUUCUGAUGCUAAGUUGGCUGAAACAACAAAUGUGCUUGCAAACUUUUCAAUUAGUGAAUCAGCACUUAACAAAUUACAAAAAGAUCGAACAACCUCUGAAUCCGAUUCAAAGAACUGUAAUAACAGAAACGCAGUUAAUAGUGUUGGAAGUAAAAAUUCGCUAAAGAAACGUAAAACAAAAUUACGCAAAAAGUCUUUGUCCUCUAACAAAAAAAGUGAUUCUGGCUCUGAAAUACAUGCCAAUAUUAUGAAAACUAUGAGUAAGUCAGAUACUUUCAAUAUGACAUUAAUGGAAGAUUUAUCAACAGCAAUAUCUAUGAUGUCAUUUGUAAAAGAUAAAAAUUCGAACAAUCCUGAGCAGGUAAUUCAAAAGGCAGCUACUGAAUCUGAAGAUGAGCAAGUGAUCAAAACUCCUGAUUUCAAAAUCGGAUCAAUUACAAGUGUUUAUGGCAAUCCCUAUUCUAUGAAUUUAGGUUCAUUGGCAGCAUUAGCAAAUUAUAAUAGUGAAAAUUGCGAAACUACGGAAAUUCCCACAGAAAAUUUAAGCAGCAUUUCUGAACAUAAUAUGUGGGAUAACUAUAUGGAAAAGUAUAACUCUGAAGCAUAUAGCGAAGAUCGUGAUAUUGAUGGCGCAAGAAAGUUGUUGGAUUUUGGUGAUGAUUAUCGUAAUUUUAUAGAUUCGCAAUCCGAUUGUUGCUCCUCGCUAUCAUGUGCAAAUCAAAUUGACUCUUUAUCGCCUCCACGACAUAGAAGAAAUAUUUCCAAAAAUAAUUCACUUCCGUCGAGUAAUGACAAUUCAAUGAAAGCUUUACGACAACAACGAAUUCAAGAGCUUCCAGAAACCGAACGUCAUAAAGAUCGAAGCGUUAAUAGUUUUAUGGAAAAAAUGAGACAAAAGUCAAACGAAUUUGAAUUUACAACUUCGUCAAAGUGCAAAUCAAGUCAACAGUCGUUACUUUCAUCAACAAAGCCCGUCAAUAUCUCAUCAUCGGAUGAGGAGGAAACAAAAGAGAAUAAUACAAUAGCAGAAUGUGAGAAAAUGUUGGAACAAACUCAGUCUUUACAAAAUGCAAAUUCGCAGCUUUUAAGACCUGAAGAUUAUGACGAGAUCAUCAAAACGUGUUUGAUCAACAUUCAACGUUUGGAAAAUAUUCCACAAUGCGAUAAUUUGAAUCAAAUGAAGGUUAACGCACUAAUUGCUAGUUGGAACCGUCUGCUAAAUUGGAGCGAAAAUGCUGCAGGAAUACGCCGCUUGCAACAGGAAAUAGCCGAGCAAAAGCAGUUGUUGAAUUCAAUGGAAAUCACUGACGAAUGGGUGCUUAAUUCGGAGGAAGCCAUUCGUGAUAAAAUUCAAGAGUUGAACAGUACACUCGGCGAGCUCUAUAAGCAUCGAUCAAAUAUGCUGAAACUUAAUGCUUCUGUUCAUAGCUACAUUAGUAAAGAGACGAAUAAGCAAAACAUUCUACGUUCGGACGAUCAUUUAGAUAACACACAAUCCUCACAAUAUGAUGUUGAUGUAUUAACGGAUGAAGAGCUGCAUAAACAGUUAAAAGACGAGAUUGUUUCCCUUUAUGCAAAGUGGGAUUCAAUCAACUUAAUUAUUACCUCAAAGCUAGAAAACUUAAAGCACUCAUUAGUUUGUUGGAAACAGAUAGAAAAUGGCUUGGAGGAAUUAAAGCAAAACUUAUCAAAAGACCGAGGUGCCUUAAAUGGAUUGAAAGGAGCUAUAGAAGAGGGGUCUUCAAGUCCCGAAGAAUUGGUUGAUAAUGUUCAACAAAUCUCGAAAUUAUUAAGUGAAAAGUUAGAGAAUCGUAUUCAAACUAUCUCAACAAAUGAAGACUUUAUGCUGCAUCCUGAAGCAGCACUUAAAUUUAUAGCAAAUUCAUCGUCAAAUCCAUCAUAUCAAUCAGACAGUGGAAUAUCGGAUGGAGGAUUUUCAGAACUUUCUGAAAGAGAACGACGUUUAAUUGCAUUAAAAAAGAUAGCAAAGCAAUUGGAAUCUGCAUUAUCGCCAAGUAGUGAGGUUUUAAAGACAAUAACUCAACGAAUGGAAGCUGCAGAAAAUGAACUAAAAGUAUUACAAAAUACAUGUCGUGAACUGAUUUUACGAACGUCCACCGAAUUAUUAAAGCAGCAAGGUGUGGAUGUGUCAUCGCAUACACAAUCUCAGAUCAAUGUUCAAAUUCCAAUCAUAACAAUUAAGCCAGCAACAAAAUCUAAACGCUCAACGUCACGUCGAAAUAAGGAACGAAAUAGAUCUUUGUAUUCUGAAAGAAGAUCUGAUAAAAAAGCUGAACCAAAACUAUCAUCAAAUGACACAACAAGUGAAUCAGAUCCUGAUGAGCCAAAAACCACACAGUGGAGAAUCUUGAAACGAGUUGCAAAACUUGCAAUGCCUUUUCAACUAACAGUUGUUACUCUUUUCUGUAUAGCAUGGUUUUUGGAACCGAGAUGUUGUGAUACAUUAAACAAUCUAUCAAUGAGUUUGACACCUCAGCUACGAUACAUUAAUGGCCCACCUCCAACAUAAAAUUCAAAAUUGAUUUUUAAAAUUAGCGCAAUAAUGAAAUUAACGUACCUAACAUAAGUUUUGAAGGUUUUUGAAACAAAAAACUAAAUAUUAGCGGGUAAAUGAAAAUUCUGCCUUAUUACUUUUGAUACAUAUACAUCAUUUUAAGGUACUUAUCGUCAUGUCUUCAAUUAUUACACAUUAUUUUCUUGAAAUAUCUUCUAGUCUAUAAUUACAUGUAUGAAAUUAAGCAAUUAAUUUUAUUAACCAAGGGGCGGUUCACUUAUGACGUCCAGGGGGGGGGGGGGGGGGGGUCAGCAACAAAAGAACAAUAGAAAUUCCUAGAAAUCCAUUGUUCUUUUUUGAAAAAUGACCAUUAAUAUCGGACGUCAUAAGCGAACGACCCCUAAUUGGAGUUAAUUAUUUUUCAAUUCGAUUAAUUGUUUUAAAAAAAUCAAAAUGUAAGUCGUUAAAUGUUUGCAAGAAAUAAUUGUAAUUAUUUUCCUUUUACUUUAAAGCCAAGGGCUAAAGAGAUUUUAAUAAACAAAAAAAAACCUAGUUUUAAGAAUCAUAAAUUUUAUAUGGAAACCUUGUUUACCUUUUUACUAUUUUUGCCAAUCAUCAAAAACAAUAUUUUUUAUAGAUAUUUUUAAGAAAAAGCAAAAAAGUUGUAAAACCAAAAAUGAAAAAAAGAAUAAAAUAUUAAGAGUCUAAGAGAAAAACCA